Molecule: messenger RNA, 459 nt
Organism: Onychomys torridus (southern grasshopper mouse)
Lineage: Eukaryota; Metazoa; Chordata; Mammalia; Rodentia; Cricetidae
Gene: Fate1
Product: fetal and adult testis expressed 1
Biological process (GO): negative regulation of apoptotic process; negative regulation of mitochondrial calcium ion concentration
Cellular component (GO): endoplasmic reticulum; mitochondria-associated endoplasmic reticulum membrane contact site; mitochondrial outer membrane
Molecular function (GO): ubiquitin protein ligase binding
Source: RefSeq, a predicted model, not a curated record
AUGGCAGGACGCCCUUCUGUUGUCAAAGAAGAGUUAAAAAUGUCCAUUUUUGAAGAUCUAGGGACUGGAAACAUUGAGCAAAGCCAAGAACAGACAAUGCCAGGUGAGAAUCCCUUAAAAUGCCUCUUGACAAUAGUUAAUCAUGGACAUCAGGUGCAGGUGCCCUUGAUGCCAAGAGAUCAGAGUCAGGGGGAUGCCCAUCUUCAGGAAUUUCCUGGCAACUUCCAAGGGGGGAGAUUCCCUUACGAGUGUCUGGAGGCAGAUAUAGUGGCAGAGAUUAGCCUGGAACAGCUCAAUGGGCUAGAGAUGGAAGUCAUGAGAAGGCAGAUACAAGUGAUUUCUGGGAGGCUGCAUGCCCUUGAGGAUCAGAAUGCCACUUGGCACCAUAAAGAGACUGUGCUCUUUAGUCUGUUGAUGCCAGUGUUCAUAGCCAACCUGUGGCUUUGGAUGCGCCAAUAA